This is a messenger RNA of Penicillium odoratum, 3081 nucleotides long. RefSeq names its product replication factor C subunit 1. NCBI's taxonomy places the organism in Eukaryota, Fungi, Ascomycota, Eurotiomycetes, Eurotiales, Aspergillaceae. Gene Ontology annotation, biological process: DNA repair; DNA replication. The record is from RefSeq and is a predicted model, not a curated record. Gene Ontology annotation, cellular component: DNA replication factor C complex; nucleus. Bases 1 to 3081 code for a protein of 1026 amino acids. Gene Ontology annotation, molecular function: DNA clamp loader activity; DNA binding; ATP hydrolysis activity. The transcript is spliced from 2 exons.
AUGCUCCACUACUUCAUUGAUCCACCUCAUGACUCUAACCGUCGCUCUCACAGGAAGCCCGAAGAAACGAAAGGAGAACCUACGACAACCUCUGAUUACUUUGCCUCUAGCAAGAAGCGGGCGGGACGGCCAGCCAAGGCAGAACAAUCAGCCGCCGAGACGGAUAAAUCUCCUGCGAAACCCUCCAAGAAACCAGCAUCAAAGAAAGAUAUCACUGUUCUUGACGAUGAUGAAGGCCUCGGUGGAGAUGAUGUCUUUGCUACUGAGUACCAAAAACGUGGAAAGGGGGAUGAUGAUUUUGUUGAAGGAGGAAACAGCGAUGACGACGACGAUAAUGACUUCGAAGUUCUUAAAGCUAAAUCGCCGACUGCCAAGCGCUCCCAAAAGAAACGGCCAACAUACAAUGAGGAUGAUGAGGAUGAUGAUGACUUCGAAGUACUCGAAGUUAAACCACCCACUGCAUCCAAGCGUACCCAGAAGAAACAGCCGACGUACGAUGAGGACGACGAUGUUGUGAUGGAUGAACUCCCAAAACGUGCCCCUAAAGCAGCUCUACCAGGGCGCAAGCGCAAGUCAGAGGCUCUCGUCGACAAUGAUGAUGAUGACGAUUUGGGCGACACUAAAAAGCCUGCAUCUCGAUCCAAAACGGCGAAGGGACCUACCUCUCCAGCUGCGAAGAAAGUAAAACCCGCCCCGAAGAAAAAGGAAAAGGAGGAGGUCCCCGAAAACAAGGAAAUCCAGGCUAUUUUCGACAGCAUCCCUACAGUCCGGCCUCCAACUCCUCCUCAGGACGAUGGAGAGAAGAAGAAAUGGAAAUUUGGGGAACAACGCUCCCGAACUCCACCAACCAGCGGGACCAAAGAACUGCCCGUUGGUGCAGAGAAUUGUCUCGCAGGAUUGGCGUUUGUUUUCACCGGUGUGCAGGAGACCCUAGGUCGGGAAGAAGGCCAGGAGCUGGUCAAGAGAUAUGGUGGCAAGGUGACUGGCGCGCCUAGCUCUAAGACUAGCUAUGUCGUUCUUGGAAGCGACGCUGGUCCCUCGAAACUCAAGACCAUUGCCAAACACAACCUGAAAACUAUCAGCGAGGAUGGGCUUUUCGAGCUGAUCCGUCGAUUGCCUGCCAAUGGUGGUUCUGGAAAGGCUGCUGCGCAGUAUGAGGCUAAACAGAAAGCCGCCGAAGAGAAGAUUCGCGACAUGGCAAAGGAGAUGGAUGCAGAGGAGAAGAAGAAGGCGGAUGAAAAGAAGAAGCAGGCUGCUAUUGCUGCUAGCAAUGCCCCUACCUCGAGCGCCCCGCAGGCUUCACAUGGUCCUCCCGCUGACGACCAACUUUGGACCACUAAGUAUGCACCAACGUCGACCUCCAUGAUUUGCGGAAACAAGGCUGCUGUUGAAAAGAUUCAAAGUUGGUUGCGCAACUGGCGCAAGAAUGCAAAGAUAAAUUUCAAAUUGGCCGGCAAAGAUGGCUCCGGAGUCUACCGCACGAUCAUGAUUCACGGCCCACCAGGUAUUGGCAAAACCACAGCUGCACACAUGGUGGCCAAGCUGGAGGGGUACGAUGUCAUAGAAUCCAAUGCCAGUGAUACGCGCAGUAAGAAGCUCGUUGAAAAUGGGACCUUGGGCGUUCUUGACACAACAUCUCUGCAAGGCUACUUUGCCGCGGACGGAAAAAACAUUGACAGCAACAAGAAAAAUGUUUGCCUGAUUAUGGAUGAGGUUGAUGGCAUGUCUGCUGGUGACCGCGGCGGAGUGGGUGCGCUUGCAGCUAUUGCCAAAAAAACCAGCGUUCCACUCAUUCUUAUUUGCAACGAACGAAAGCAGCCGAAGAUGAAGCCUUUUGACCAUGUUACGUUUGAUAUUCCGUUCAGACGCCCCACGGUCGAGCAAAUUCGAGCUAGACUAUCCACAAUUUGCUUCCGUGAAAAGCUGAAGAUCCCGCCACCUGUUCUGGAUAGCCUCAUUGAAGGAACACAUUCCGAUAUUCGACAGGUCAUCAACAUGCUUUCUACUGCUAAAUUGGACCAGGAGAGCCUCAGCUUUGACAAGGGCAAGGAGAUGUCGAAGGCCUGGGAGAAACACAUCAUUUUGAAGCCCUGGGAUAUUGUCAGCAAGAUUCUUAGCGCCCAAAUGUUCUCACCAAGCUCUACCUCUACAUUGAACGACAAGAUUGAGCUUUACUUCAACGAUCACGAAUUUAGCUAUUUGAUGCUCCAGGAGAACUACUUGAAGACUCGGCCUACCCUUGCAGGAAACUACCACGACAGGGAGAAAAAUUUGAAGCUUCUUGAGCUUGCAGACAAUGCAGCUUCGAGCAUCAGUGACGGCGAUCUGGUGGACCGUAUGAUUCAUGGAACCCAGCAACAGUGGAGUCUUAUGCCUACCCACGCUGUGUUCAGCUUCGUCCGACCAGCCAGUUUCCAAUUCGGAAAUAUGUCCGAGAGGGCAUCAUUCACGAGUUGGCUGGGUCAGAACAGUAAACAAGGUAAAUUGUCACGUUUUGUCAAGGAAAUUCAAGGUCAUAUGCGUCUAAAGACAUCCGGCAACCGAGAUGAGAUACGCCAGCAAUAUAUGCCUCUCCUCUGGGAGAAAACUAUCCGUCGUAUGAUGGAUGAAGGCAAAGAAAGUGUUGACGAAAUCAUCGAGUUCAUGGACUCCUACUACCUCACGCGGGAUGACUUCGAUGCAAUGCUUGAACUUGGACUUGGGCCAAUGGACCAGUCGAAUGUCAAGUUGGAAACACAAACCAAAUCUACCUUCACACGUCUUUACAAUUCCCGCUCUCACCCAAUGCCUUUCAUGAAGGCUAGCAGUGUCCUCGCACCAGCGAAGAAGGGACCCAAGGAGAAGCCAGAUAUUGAAGAUGCCCUUGAGGAAUCCGACGAAGAAGAGGUCAUCGAGGAAGCCAAGGAUGAAGAUGAUGAACUCGAUCUCAAGAAAGACAAGUAUGUCAGCCAGCCGAAGAAAAAGGCGGCCAAGGGUGCUGCCAAGGGCAAGAAGGCCAAGAAAGCAGCAGACGAUGACAUUGACGAUGACGACGAGAAGCCUAAGAAAGGCAAGAAGGCAAAGGCCAAGGCCAAAGAUUAA